Molecule: messenger RNA, 528 nt
Organism: Uloborus diversus
Lineage: Eukaryota; Metazoa; Arthropoda; Arachnida; Araneae; Uloboridae
Exons: 6
Coding region: 139-528 (129 amino acids)
Biological process (GO): chaperone-mediated protein complex assembly; protein folding
Cellular component (GO): nucleus; cytosol
Molecular function (GO): protein-folding chaperone binding; Hsp90 protein binding
Source: RefSeq, a predicted model, not a curated record
UAUCAAUGCGCAUGUCAUUUUACCGGAUCAUCAGUGGGAAAUAAUAAAAAUUGUUGCUAUAAAUUAAAUUUUGUUGCUAUCAGUAGUUUAUUUUUGGAAAUAUAUUGCUUAGCGACAUAUACAAAAAUUACAAUUGCAAUGGGUGAUGAGCGUCUUCUACCGCCACCUGUAUUUUGGGCACAGCGAAGGAAUCUCCUCUAUGUUAAAGUUCAACUAGAAGAUUGCAGAAACCCCACAAUUAAACUUGAGAAAGAUAGAUUAUAUUUCAAGGGCAAAGGUGGUACGGAUAAUAAAGAUCACGAAGUAACUUUAGAAUUUCUGAAAGAAAUAAAACCUGAAGAUUCCAAAUAUUCUGUUCGAGGAAGAGCUACUGAAUUUGUUUUAAUAAAAGCCGAAGAAGGCUUUUGGAAGAGACUUUUGAAAGAAGAUAAAAAGUUCCAUUGGUUGAAAGUAGACUUCAACAAAUGGAAAGAUGAAGAUGACUCGGAUGAUGAGGCAGAAGUCACAGACUUUGAAGAAGCAGUGUAG